Helicoverpa zea (corn earworm) is the source of this 1791-nucleotide messenger RNA. RefSeq names its product probable G-protein coupled receptor Mth-like 4. Gene Ontology annotation, cellular component: membrane. Gene Ontology annotation, biological process: cell surface receptor signaling pathway. NCBI's taxonomy places the organism in Eukaryota, Metazoa, Arthropoda, Insecta, Lepidoptera, Noctuidae. The record is from RefSeq and is a predicted model, not a curated record. Gene Ontology annotation, molecular function: transmembrane signaling receptor activity. Bases 28 to 1413 code for a protein of 461 amino acids. The transcript is spliced from 8 exons.
ACAGACAUCAGGUCAAUCGCACGUCGCAUGAUGGUGCUUUUAGUCGUAAUAAAUGUGUUGUUAGUAUUUACAGUCAGUACAAACGCUAUUUACUUUGUGAAAGACUCUCAAAGAGCCCAGAGCAGUCGUUUUGAAAAACUUAUUCAUAAAUGCUGCUCCACCGACCGUUAUGUGGGGAAGAAGAGAAUUUGUGUGGACUACAACGAAACGCUAACCUUUUCCAACAUCAAAGUAUAUGACAAAGCAUUAAACAGUACAGGGAAGUCACUUCAAGAGGUUUUCAGUCUGAUCACGAAGAAAUUUGAAGAUGAAGCCUUUAGAAAAAACGCACUGGAUGUUACUUUAUUGAAUUUUAACAUUUAUCUGACUGAGAGCGGUGUCCUUACACUGGAGGUUCCAAACGCAUACAAUCGCUGGUUUGCAGUACCACAAGGCAACUACUGCGUUGACUAUCAUGUGGCAGACCCCGGUGGAAUCACUCCUAGAUUCUGGGCAAUCCUGCCUAACGAAGAAUUCAUUGAAAGUAGUCUUUACACGACAUGCGCUACCUUCAUUUCUUGUUUCUGUUUGCUAUUGGUGCUGAUAGUCUACAUCUUACUACCAGAGCUCCAUAACGUGGUCGGGAAAAUAGUAAUGGCGACUGUCGGUAACCUGUUUAUAGCCUUUCUUCUGAUGUCUAUCAUUCAAAUAAAUAAGCUCACCGAAGGAUCUUGUAUUCGAUACACUAUGUCCAUCUACUUCUUCCUCUUGGCGUCUUUCUUCUGGAUCAAUGUCUUAUCCUUCGACAUAUGUAGAACAUUUUGGAAUAUUAAAAGCGCUCUAAUUCGGCGGAAAGAAGAUCCUAUCUACUUCGUGAUUUACUGCAUAUAUGCUUGGGGAGUGCCGCUUCUUAUGACAAUCGGUCUAGGAGUCCUGAACACAGCUGACAUGCGAGACCGGCCCUGGUUCGUCACACCACGGAUACCAGAGUAUGGCUGCUUCCUGCAAGGUGGUGUCAAACUACUGUACUUGUAUUUGCCGAUGCUGAUCCUGACCGGUUUCAACUGGAUAUUUUACUUAAUAACCGUCUACAAUAUUUAUAUGGUUAGAAGAGCUGUUUCGGGAGCCUAUACCAACAAGGGAGACAGCAACGUCGCACUUUUCCGAAAAUUAUCGAUUUUAAUGGGUUUAAACUGGGUGCUGGAGUUUGUAAAUUACAUGUACCCAAGCUUAAAGUUGUGGUACCUAUCUGACACCUACAACCUCCUUAUAGGAUUGGCGUUAUUUAUAAUUUUUGUUUGUAAGAAGAGGAUAUUUAGUCAGCUGGUUGAUCUGUACUGGACGGAUAAGUAUUAUACUUGCCCAGCAUUUUUAAGGUUUUCGAGUAGACGAAUAACCACCAAUAUCGCCUUGCGGACAAUUAGAUCGUUUUAAUAAAAUUUCAACCUAUUCUGAUGACGACGGCGGGCAGAGAAGGAAUACGGGCUACUCACGACCAGGGAACACCCUGGUGUUCAUGGAAUUCUGGAUGUUCUUAUUAGGAAAAAACAACUUGUCGUAGCAAGUUAUCUAACAAAUUCCAGAAGAUGUUUUCUUUGUUUUUUGCAUCGUAAGCCUUGUUCUUACGAUGCAAUACCAAUGUUAUGACUUAUACAAAAUAAAUCUUACUAAAUAAAGAUGUAUUUUUAAGAUUUAUAAAGUAUACCAGGUUGUAGUUACUUAAGUCAAAGGUUUUUAUUUCAUAUAAAAAACGUCAAUAGCUAGGUGCACGGUUCCAAAGAGUCUUGUGUAAAAAGAAACUGUAAAACAUAA